Molecule: messenger RNA, 3075 nt
Organism: Arthroderma uncinatum
Lineage: Eukaryota; Fungi; Ascomycota; Eurotiomycetes; Onygenales; Arthrodermataceae
Product: karyopherin
Exons: 10
Coding region: 1-3075 (1024 amino acids)
Biological process (GO): protein import into nucleus
Cellular component (GO): nuclear envelope; cytosol
Molecular function (GO): small GTPase binding
Source: RefSeq, a predicted model, not a curated record
AUGGAUGUCGCUACUCUCCGAGACCGUAUACAGUCGACCCUAGACAGCAAUGGGGACACCAGGCGACAGGCCGAAUUGGACUUGAAAUAUGCUGAGAACCAGCCUGGUUUCCCAAACGCCCUCAUCGAUAUCCUCGAAGCUGAACAGGAUCCAGCAGUGCGCCUCUCGACGGUUGUAUACCUGAAGAAUAGGAUCACUCGGGGAUGGGCGCCGGAGGAGGAUCACUCGACUCACAAGUCUAUACCUGAAGAUGAGAGGCCGUCGCUGCGGAAUCGCCUUAUCCCUGUUCUCGCCUCCUCACCGCCUAACAUACGGGCUCAGUUGAUUCCAAUCCUGGCCAAGAUCUUGCAGUUUGACUUUCCAGAAAAAUGGCCAGAUUAUAUCGAUAUUACCCUCCAGCUCCUCAACGGCAGCGACGCCAACUCCGUCUUUGCCGGUCUCCAGUGCCUCCUAGCGAUAUGUAGGGUUUAUCGAUUCAAGGGUGGUGAGAUGAGGGGUGACUUCGAUAAAAUUGUUGAAAUUUCGUUUCCUCAGUUGUUGAAUAUUGGAACACGCCUUCUUGACGAAGAGAGCGUGGAGGCCGGGGAGAUGCUAAGGACCGUUAUCAAAUCAUUCAAAAACGCUAUAUACUUUGAACUCCCGGUGGCCCUCACUGCCCACCAAGCAACAGUGGGCUGGUGCACGUUAUUCUUAAGAGUGAUAGGGAAGAUCCCCCCGGCAAAUUCUAUGCAAGAUGACACAGAUGAACGGGAACAAUCUCAUUGGUGGAAGUGCAAAAAGUGGUCGUACGCCAAUUUGAAUCGUCUUUUUAUUCGAUUUAUCUGUAUCGCUAACCAGCAUCUUUGUGCUAGUUAUGGUAAUCCUUCUGCGAUUUCAAAAUCAAGUACCCCUGAGUACACUGAAUUUGCCAAGAACUUCAUCACCACUUUCGCUCCCGAGAUCCUGAAUGGAUACCUUCAGGAAAUCGAUAAGUGGGUUUCCAAGGGACAAUGGUUGAGUAAACCAUCUCUGUCGUAUACCCUUAUUUUCCUCCAGGAGUGUAUCAAACCGAAGGUCACUUGGGAGAUCCUGAAGCCCCAUAUGGAAAAUCUCCUCGCACAUUUCAUCUUCCCAAUUUUAUGUUUAUCAGACGAUGAUAUUGAGAUGUUCGAGGCCGACCCAUCUGAGUAUUUACACCGAAAGCUGAAUGUCUACGAGGAGGUGACUGUCCCUGGAGUUGCUGCUACAAACUUCCUCGUUUCCCUCACCAAGACAAGAAAGAAGCAGACCUUCUCAAUUCUCACGUUUGUAAACGGAAUUGUCAGCAAGUAUGAAGCUGCGCCCGAUGGCCAGAAGCUACCCAGAGAAAAGGAGGGAGCUCUUCGCAUGAUUGGAACCCUUUCGUCUGUCAUCCUGGGCAAGAAGAGCCCUAUCGCAGAUCAAGUGGAGUACUUCUUUGUUCGCCAUGUUUUCCCCGAGUUCCGCAGUCCACACGGAUACCUCCGUGCACGAGCCUGUGAUACCCUGGAGAAGUUCGAGCAAUUGGACUUCAAGGACCCUAGCAACCUCAUGACGAUCUAUCGCAACAUCUUGGACAGCCUGGCUGACCCUGAUCUGCCCGUAAGGGUCGAGGCUGCCCUUGCGCUUCAACCAUUAAUCCGCCAUAGCAUAAUCCGUACCUCGAUGCGAACAAAUAUUCCUCAGAUCAUGCAACAACUCCUCAAGCUUGCUAACGAAGUCGACGUCGACGCUCUUACUAACGUCAUGGAAGAUUUUGUUGAAGUUUUCUCUGCUGAGCUGACCCCCUUCGCCGUUGCCUUGUGUGAACAACUCCGAGAUACGUAUAUGCGUAUCGUCCAGGGUCUUCUCGAAAGGAAGUCGAGCAAACCAGAGGAUGAUUUGUAUGGCGAUUUGCUAGAUGACAAGAGCAUCACGGCAAUUGGUGUCUUGCAAACCAUUGGUACUUUGAUUCUUACAUUGGAAAGCACUCCAGACGUCCUCCUGCACCUGGAAAGUGUCCUAAUGCCUGUGAUCACGAUCACACUCGAAAACAAACUUUUUGAUCUUUACAACGAGAUUUUUGAGAUCAUCGACUCGUGCACUUUUACCGCCAAGUCCAUCUCUCCGAGUAUGUGGCAAGCGUUUGUGCUCAUUCACAAGACAUUCAAAGCUGGCGCUGAGCUGUAUCUCGAAGAUAUGCUCCCAGCCCUUGACAACUUCGUGACCUACGGCGCUGCUACGUUGGCACAAAACCCAGAAUACCUAGCAGCAGUAGUCAGUAUGGUCGAAGAUAUCUUCCGGGAUGAGAAGAGCGGCGGUGUUGAUAGGAUCUGCGGAUGCAAACUUGCAGAGGCUAUCAUGCUCAACUUGCGUGGUCAUGCCGAUCAGUAUGUCCCCCUCUUCAUUAGCCUGGCGAUGCAAGUCUUGAGCAAUGAAGAGACUCAGACCAAGUCGUACCUGAUCCACUUGAUGGAGAUGGUCAUAAAUGCCAUUUAUUAUAACCCGGGUCUCGCACUCCAAGUGCUGGAAGGCGGCCAGUGGACAAACAAGUUUUUCAGCACUUGGUUCUCGAACAUUGAUAGCUUUAAACGGGUCCACGACAAGAAACUAUCGAUUGUUGCAAUCUGUGCUCUCUUGACUCUAAGGGCGGAGGACGUUCCGGCAAGCAUUCAGCCAGGCUGGCCACGUCUUCUUCAAGGAGUAACUCGUUUAUUCCAAACCCUACCAAAUGCUAUGAAGAAGUGGACAGAGCAGGACGAAGCUGAGGGUGGAGAGGGCGAUAUUACGGAUGAGAGCUCAGCCUACAUUGAAUUUUUGCAUCAAGAGGCCCUUAAGAUUGGCCAUGUCCCUGACGAUGAUGACGAGGAUGAUCUUUAUGAAGCAAGCUUGUUAGAGUCACCACUUGACAAGGUCGAACCAUAUAGCCUUUUCAAGAACGUGUUAAUGAGCCUUCAACAUGAGCAACCGCAUUUAUAUGAGAACCUGACCAAGAUUUUGAACCCAGAGGAGCAGCAAAUAAUUCAAGGCGUAAUCAACGAAGCUGCCUCACAUGCACUGGCAGCCGAGAAUGCGGAAAAAGCGAAUGGUGGUUCUUAA